This is a messenger RNA of Malania oleifera, 1326 nucleotides long. Its product is annotated as acyltransferase GLAUCE-like. Gene Ontology annotation, molecular function: acyltransferase activity, transferring groups other than amino-acyl groups. The record is from RefSeq and is a predicted model, not a curated record. Bases 1 to 1326 code for a protein of 441 amino acids. The transcript has 2 exons. NCBI's taxonomy places the organism in Eukaryota, Viridiplantae, Streptophyta, Magnoliopsida, Santalales, Ximeniaceae.
AUGGCGGAUGUGAAGUUGGUAGAGAAAUUUUUUAUUAGACCAGCAAUGCAGACUGAUCGGCGUCGUAUCUUCUUGUCUAACAUAGACCAGACUCUUGUCACGUACCAAGAGUCUGUGUCCUUCUUUGGUCCUCCUCCAACCCAGAUGAGCUUUUCAGAAGCUGUUUCUAGCUUAUACCAAGCAAUUGGCCAGAUGCUUGUGGCCUAUGAUUUUUUGGGCGGGCGACUUGUUCCAUCUUUGGAAGAUGGUGACCGCCUCGAGAUUGAUUGCAAUGGUGCAGGAAUGGUGGUUGUCGCCGCAACAAUAGAUUGUGAGUUGAGCCAAUUUGGGGAUCUUAUGACUCCUAAGUCAGAGUUUAGGCCUCUAGUUGCUUUUUUGCAUGAAAAGGAUGAAGAUAAAAUGGACAUGAAAGAAAAACCAUUAAUGCUUCUUCAGUUGACUCAAUUCAAAUGUGGGAGCUUAGCCUUAGCCUCUCGGUACAACCACUGCACUAUGGACGGUGUUGCAGUUCGUGAAUUUGAGACGAAUUUGGCUGCCCUAAGUCGCGGCGAUGGCCUUGUCAUAGAGCCAAAGCCUGAUCGAACAAUGUUCAAAGCAAGGAACCCACCAAAGAUCGACCACCCACAUUAUGAGUACUCGAGACCUAUUUCUAUAGACAGCACAUUCACUGUUCGAGGCAACAGCAACACCACUGCCAUUGUGCAACAGAGGCCACAAAAUAAAUCUCACUUGGUCUAUUUGCCCGCUGACCGCAUUGCGAGCAUGAAGAAGGCAGCUCUCAAGGAUGGGGUUCUGAAGAAUUGUUCCAUAUUUCAGGUCGUGGCAGCUAAGAUAUGGAAGGCUAGGAGCAUCGCAGUUGGUACGCCAGAAGAAGAAACUUGCACAGUGUUGUUUCCGGUGGAUGUUCGAAAACGGGUGGUGCCAGAAGCACCGUUUGGCUUUGCAGGGAAUGCACUAGUUCCCGGGUUUGCACGGGCAAGCAUGAGUGAACUAAAAGGGGAAGAUGACUCUGUUCUUGUUAGGAAGGUGCAAGAAGGGCUAGAAAGAUUGGACGAUGAGUAUGUUAAAUCUGGGAUUGAUUGGCUUGAAGUGCACAAAGGGGUGCCUUGUGGGAAAAAUACCUUCUCCAUAGUUGCAUGGUGGAGACUAGGAUUGGAAGAAGCUGAGUUUGCCUGGGGUCGAGCUAUAUGUGCCACUACAAUCUCAGUCAAACCUGGUCUAGUUAUUCUGUUACCAGAGCCGAAGGGGGAAGGAGGCCUUAAUAUUUGCCAAGACUUGCCUGAGGAUCAAAUGGAGGAGUUUCGUAAGUUGAUGAUGGAGGACUAA